Miscanthus lutarioriparius is the source of this 843-nucleotide messenger RNA. NCBI's taxonomy places the organism in Eukaryota, Viridiplantae, Streptophyta, Magnoliopsida, Poales, Poaceae. The record is from the annotation of a GenBank genome assembly.
AUGCAGGUCCUCAGGCUCCUGGCGCCGCGGCGCGGCGCGGCGACCACCAUAACGGCCCCUACCGCGGCGCCGGAGCCCGCCGAAGACAGCAAGACGGUGGACGAGGAGUACGAUGACGACGACGAGGGCUCCUUCUUCGAACUCGACUUGUCCGUCCGGGCCUCCUCCAGCUCCGCCGGCAGCGCCUCAUCGGGCUCCUCCGACGACUCGGACGACGCAUCCCUCACGGACCUCGACUUCGUCAUCUCCCUCCACCGCAGCCGCUCCGCCUCGCCCUCCUUCCACUUCCCCGCGCCGCCGCUGCCGCUGCUCGACCUCAAGCCCGGCUCUGGCGGCCUGCGGACGCUCAGCUUCGCGGGCGCCACGGCCAGUGCCAGCAGCAGGAACGCCGCGCUCUACGGCGGCCGCCGCAGCAGCUUCGCCCGGAGCUCCGCCGGCAGCAGCGCGCGGUCGCUGCGGCUGUUCAUGGAGUCCCCUUUGGCGGGCGACGCCGAGGAUCCCGAGCCCGAGCCGCGGCGGGCGCCGUCGCGGGACGUCAUCCGGCGGUACCUCACCAAGAUCUCCACGCGGCUGCGUCGGAGCGUGCGCCCCCGCCGCGGCGGCGAGGGCAGCUUCCGCCGCCUGCGCAAGAGCCGGUCCGCGUCCGCCGCCGUCACGACGACGACCACCACGGCGGCCACGCCGUCGCGCCGCGACGACUCGCUGGCCGAGAAGCAGGACGGCAUCGCCAGCGCCAUCGCGCACUGCAAGGACUCGCUCCACCGGGCGUCCCUGUCCAUGUCUCCGUCGGAGUGCGGGCUUCCGCGGUCGCGGAGCAAUCCCGGGAACCGCCAGGCGCCGUAG